UCUCAGUCACGAAUUCACCAUUUACGUCUUCGAACUAGGCGGUCCUCUGUCGCAAGUCCUAAAGACCAUUAAUAGUAUCUUUAUAAAUCCUUGAGAAUCAUCUGAAAUACUGCAAACUCCAUCUUCACCCAAGUCAUCGCUUCUGAUUGUCUACGAUGGCGUUCUCACCGCUCCUCUCCCCGUCCCCAAAUCCCAUCCCCUCAGAAACUACCCGCCAAGUCCGCGGUUCCUUCGGCCUGGCCGUUCUGCGCGAUCAAUUCGCUCUUCCCACCAUAAUUGCCAUCGGCGCUGUUCUCCAGAGCAUCCUUACUCUCAUUCUUCCUCUUCGCGUUGCCCUGCUUCCCGGACUCGUCUGGCUGACCUGGGCCACGAUCGACACCGUCGCCCAGACGAAGGGGUGGAAGAAGAACGAGUACUUGGAGAAUGUGGCGGUGGGGAGGAAGACAUCCGCGCAGGUGCCGAGCGCUGGAGGGCAGUUUGGGGAUAAGCCGUCGGAUGGAAGUGUCGUGGUGCUGCUGCUGGGGGUAAGGAUAAAUCACCCGAUGGGCGUUUUCUCGCCGAACGGAAAAAAGAUUGGCGAAUAUUUCGCCGAGAUGGGAAAGAGUCUGGAGAAGGAAAUGGACAAGUACGGCAUGCUCGGCUCUGGUGCCUGGCUGGGCGGUGGAGAACGAUCGACUUCCAACGGUAUAAUGUACCUGUAUUACUUCCGGGACGUUGAGGGUGUUCACAAGUUCGCCCAUGACCCAAUUCACCGUCGUGGCUGGGAAUGGUGGAACAAGAUCGUAAAAGAAGGGACCGCCGACUACCUUUCGAUCUGGCAUGAGGUCUAUUCGGUGCCAUCGGGCAAUUGGGAGAGUGUUUACAUCAACUCGCACCCUGUUGCGCAUGGUGCUGCUCGAUAUAAGAUCCCAUCCGAAAAGCCGGAAGGCAGGGAUAUUUGGGUUAAUCCUCUGGUAGAUGCUAGCCGAGGGGUGCUGAGAAGCAGUGCAGGUAGGAUGUCGAGGUCCAAUGGGAAGGAGCAUGAAAAAUACGGCGAUAAUCCCUACGCUGUCUGAUCUUUUUUGCGAGGCGAAACGCGUUAUUGUUAGGAUUGGAAUAAUGAAGUGACGAGCUAGCUCAUUGAGCAUAUUGGAGGAGCUCGGUGCUCAACUCAAUUUCCUAUUUGCCGUACACGCCAAAUUCACACCGGCGUGUCCUUCACACCUGAUCUUUGAACAUGUUGAAUCCUCUUUCGGACCCAGAUAGGACAGCCCAGACAUCCCGUCAUGUUAUUCGUCCAUCAUUAGCAUUAUAAUCAUGCUAUCCUAUAGAUUUGCCUUGAGCCCCUAACAGAUAGAAAUCUCCCAUCUCAUGGAACCCUCCAGCCAUAGACAACCAUAGGGAGGAUUACAAUCAACCAAUAAC
Eremomyces bilateralis CBS 781.70 is the source of this 1404-nucleotide messenger RNA. RefSeq lists its product as uncharacterized. The coding region runs from base 156 to 1055 and encodes 299 amino acids. The record is from RefSeq and is a predicted model, not a curated record. The transcript is spliced from 5 exons. Lineage: Eukaryota; Fungi; Ascomycota; Dothideomycetes; Eremomycetales; Eremomycetaceae.